UUAGCGUCUCUUCGUGCGCGUCGUGUCGUUUUUACAUGCCCUGCAUUUAUUUUGCACAAUAAGUGCUAUUUCUUUAAUAAAAUGUUUUACCCUGUAGAUUCUUUGAAACGAGGAGGCCGAUUUUAUUUGUGCUGGGUCGCAGAUUCAUGGCCAUUGCGAUUUGCAACUAUUACUCACCGGCAACUUUGGUCUCAGGAUAUUCGAAAAAUAUGUGACGAUUUACUAGAAGUUAUCACGAACGAGUCGGGUCGACCCGCCAAAAGAUUCUCUCUUCGCCUGAGUUCACAACUUCUUCGUGGUUUAGUCAGACUUUAUCAAAGGAAAGUUACAGUUUUGUUAGGUGAAAUAUGCAUGAUCAACGCCAAUGUAAUAAAACAGUCGAACAAAAGAUGGAAUAUCCAGGAGGUAGAGAUAGUAGAACAAGUGAGGCGUCCACUUCAGCAGCUUGACAUACAAGAGAUUAUUCAAGAACAACCUGAAAAUGAACAGAGGAUUGAGGAAAUGAUACAGACAAGUGGCAAUGUAGUGUCACAUAUUGAUGAAAUAACUUUGAAAGAGUCAACUAUACCUGAAAUGAUAAUGCCACUAAAUGACGGAUUCGGCGAAGAGCAUCCGGAUUUAGCGCUACAAAUGCUUCAGGACCGCACUAUAGAGAUGAUGCUGGUCCAACCAGACGUGUCGACGGCACACAGCGGGUUGGACGUCGCACUCGAUAUCACGGACAAGUCUCACGACAAAUCCCGUCUCAUGGUCCACGAGCCGGCACAAAUGGAGAGGAUUUCAGAACAUGAUCUUACGUUGUUCAGAAAAUCUACUGGAAUGGAAUUAAUGCCUGAAUUUGAGAAAGACAUUCCUGAAAUACCCGAAAUCCCGCCUCCCGAAUUGCCUGUUCCUGAACAAGAGAAGCAUCCGGAUAAGUCUGUUGCGCCCGAGGUACCCAGUCCUACAGAAGUUGAACAGCGAGUGCCAGUGAGGCAGCCGCCUGCGGAAAUUGAAUUGGAGGAACUGGAAGAACUUGAGCCACAACCAAAAAGGCGUAGGCUCAGAAAUAGACUAAUCAUCGAUAAAACGAUCAAGAUCAGCACGAAUCAAUUUCGCGCUAGGAUUGAAAAUCAGUUCGUAGAAUUACGUUGCGAGGAUAGCUCAGACGACAUCAUUUUCAUACGAGUUUCUCCAGAGACGUAUUUUCGGCGUCCAUGCCACGGCGGUGAAAGGAUUCACAAUAACUUGGGAUUUACUAUAUCACGACUGUUCUCGAGGAAUCUUGGCGUUAUUUCUGCACCACCCUUAGAGGAUAGAGAAAUGGAGCAAUCUACAGAGGCUAUCAGGCGUCAGUCCCAUCGUACUUUCCAAAGAUCUAUGCUUGAGAGAAUUGAUGAAGUGGCAGAAGUGCCUAUUGUGCAAGACAGGCCAGAGAUGCAACUGGAAGUACCAGUCCCAGACGUGAAUGUUACGAAUGAAAUGUUAAACGUGUCCGAACCGCCCCGCGUCAGUGCUCUCGUAGAGCUGGAUAUUGAAGAUAUACCCACUCAGAAAAUAAUGACUUUGUCACAAGCACGCAAGCGGACAGCAGAACAUGAAAUUACUGAAACGCCGAAAAGACUGCGUUCAGUGGGUUAUCGCUCAAGUCAGCAGGCGAAAGAGAUUGUACAAACGGAUAAAGACGCCGAUAAGGAAAAUAUACCAGCAAACAUACAACCGCCGCCGCAAGAUGAAGAGUUGAUACUUUCUGCUAAGUUACACCAAGCUGGUUUAGCCGAUAUACAACAGCCUUUAGUUCCCGAGGUGGAAGUACACUCACAAACUCAGCGGGCCGCCACCACGUCUCGCGGCAGGCGAACUGGGAGCGAAAGUUCUGAAACUCCAUUAGGCAGUCUGGAUAGAACGAAAGUUUCCCUUGGAGAUUCUGAACAUACCACUGAUUCUAGGAGAUUUAUACGGGAUCAGUGGGGCACUGAAGGCACUAUGCUGAAAGUCAUGAAACACAUACAAAUCGGUCUACAGCCAGUGACUGUGGCAAGUCUUCUUGCUAAAGGACCAGUCAUUUCUGGGUACAAAGGCGUAAUAGCCGCUCGGUGCUUCACUUCUCUACUUAAGUUGAAGCAGCAUGGCUUUAUCAAUGUGAAGAAAAAUCCUGAUUCACUGGAAAUAAUAGAUAUUACUCCAGGACCAAAGAUAACUGAAUAACUAGUUCUUAAAUAACUUGAAGUUGUAGUUGUUGAUUAAUAUUAUUACUUU
This is a messenger RNA of Helicoverpa armigera (cotton bollworm), 2238 nucleotides long. RefSeq lists its product as uncharacterized. The transcript has 16 exons. The coding region runs from base 82 to 2187 and encodes 701 amino acids. Gene Ontology annotation, molecular function: protein binding; chromatin binding. Lineage: Eukaryota; Metazoa; Arthropoda; Insecta; Lepidoptera; Noctuidae. The record is from RefSeq and is a predicted model, not a curated record. Gene Ontology annotation, cellular component: meiotic cohesin complex. Gene Ontology annotation, biological process: sister chromatid cohesion; replication-born double-strand break repair via sister chromatid exchange.